Molecule: messenger RNA, 531 nt
Organism: Eimeria tenella
Lineage: Eukaryota; Apicomplexa; Conoidasida; Eucoccidiorida; Eimeriidae
Exons: 2
Source: RefSeq, a predicted model, not a curated record
GCAUCAGCUGCAGCAGCAGCAGCAGCAGCAAAUGAAGCAGCAGCAGCAGCAGCAAAUGGAGCAGCAGCAGCAAGUGCAACAGAUGAGCAGCAAAUGCGGCAGCCGCUGCAGCAACACCGGCAGAGAUACCAUCAAUGCAGCAGCAGCAGCAGCAGCAACAGCAGCAGAGAAACCACCACUGCAGCAGCAGUAGCAGCGGCGCACGCGAGAACGCAGACAGCAGCAACACCAGAGGCAGCACCCGACCCAGCAGCUGCAGCAGCAGCACAGCACGUAGCAGCAGCAGCAGCAGCAGCAGCAGCAUCUCACCUUGUGAUGUCUGCAAGAGUCUUCCUUGUUGCUGCUGGGGUCAAAGACCCGGCCCUCCGCCACUUGUGGCUGCUGCCGUGCGCCAUCAUGCAGCAGCAGCAGCAGCAACAGCAGCAGCAGCAGCAGCAGGGAAAGCAGGGAGCAGCACGAGCAGCAGAGCAGGGAGCUGCAGCAACGCGGGGUGCAGAUUCCGCACUGCUGGCGGGGAGCAAUGAGAUCUAA